GCAAGAGCAUCCUUCAAGCUUCUUUCUUUCUCUCCAUACUCUCUGAAGGACGCCUUGCAAUUGUUGAGGAAGCAGAUGACAGCGAGGUAGCUUUUGACCUGCCCGGGAGAAGCUCUGAAAACGAGUUUUUCGUGUCAGUCGCCAGCAAACCUUCGCCCCUCACUUUCUCUUCAUCACCAUCUUUUGCCCCGCCUUGGGUAUCGUCAGUAACAAGACAGCUGGGGAAAAAGCUUCUUGAACGGCGAAAAAUCAGGAGUUGCUUUCUGCUGAACCUCAAUCACACAAAAGAGGAAAAGAAACCAACUUUCUACACCAAAAAAAACAUGGCUGUUCAGCUCCUCAAGCCCGCCUCGGCCAGCUAUGGCAGCAGCGAGCGCCUCGUCUGCCUUGAGCUCGAGGAUGGCUCAACCUACCAGGGUUACAGCUUCGGUGCUGAGAAGAGCAUCGCCGGAGAGCUGGUUUUCCAGACCGGCAUGGUGGGCUACCCCGAAUCCAUCACAGACCCCUCAUACCGCGGCCAGAUCCUCGUCAUCACCUUUCCCUUAGUCGGAAACUAUGGUGUCCCUUCGCGGGAGACGCUGGACGAGCUGCUCGGCGACCUGCCUGCCCACUUUGAGUCGUCCCAGAUUCACAUUGCCGGUCUUGUUACCGCUUCCUACUGCGGCGAGGACUUCUCCCACUUCCUUGCUACCUCCUCUCUGGGCACAUGGCUCAAGGAGCAGGGCAUCCCCGCCAUGUAUGGCGUGGACACCAGAGCCUUGACCAAGAGGAUCCGUGAAAAGGGUAGCAUGCUGGGCAAGAUGAGACUUGCCAGCAUUGCCGCUGCUGCCAACGGCGCGGCCAAUGGCCUCGCCUCUCUCGACGAAUUCGAGGCAAUUGACUGGGUAAACCCCAACACACAGAACUUGGUGGCACAGGUAUCCGUCAAGGAGCCCAAGUUGUAUAAGCCUCCCGCGUCCGUUGUUGCUCGCAAGCAUCCCUCCGGCCGGACAAUCCGUGUUCUCUGUGUCGAUGUUGGUAUGAAGUACAACCAGCUUCGAUGCUUCCUCAAGCGAGGUGUCGAAGUCGUAGUUGUCCCCUGGGACUAUGAUCUGGCCAAGGCUGCCGGUGAGGAGUACGACGGUCUCUUCAUCUCCAACGGUCCUGGUGACCCAGCUGUCCUUGAGAGCACUGCCAAGAACAUUGCCGCCGUCAUGGAGACCAACAAGAUCCCCAUCUUCGGCAUCUGCUUGGGCCACCAGCUCAUGGCCCGCGCUUCUGGCGCAAAGACCGCCAAGAUGAAGUUUGGUAACCGCGGCCACAACAUCCCCUGCACAAGCAUGGUCACUGGAAAGUGCCACAUCACUUCCCAGAACCACGGUUUCGCUGUGGAUGCCGCCAGCCUACCCGCCGGCUGGACAGAGCUCUUCGUCAACGCCAACGAUGGCAGCAACGAGGGUAUCAUGCACGUUGAGAAGCCAUACUUUAGCGUCCAGUUCCACCCCGAGAGCACACCCGGCCCUCGUGACACAGAAUAUCUCUUUGACGUCUUCAUCAACACCAUGGCCAACUGCGCUGAGAACCCUGCUCUUCUCAAGGCCCCCGUCGCUUUCCCCGGCGGAACCAUUGCGGAGAACGAGAGGCUUCACCCUCGCGUUUCUGUCAAGAAGGUCCUUGUUCUUGGCAGUGGUGGUCUCAGCAUUGGUCAAGCUGGCGAGUUCGAUUACUCUGGUAGCCAGGCCAUCAAGGCUCUCAAGGAGGAAGGCAUCUACACUGUCCUCAUCAACCCCAACAUUGCCACCAUUCAGACUUCAAAGGGCUUGGCCGACAAGGUCUACUUCCUGCCUGUCAACGCCGAGUUCGUUCGCAAGGUCAUCCUGUAUGAGCGACCCGAUGCCAUCUACGUCACUUUCGGUGGCCAGACUGCUCUGCAGGUCGGUAUCCAGCUCAAGGAUGAGUUUGAGAGCCUUGGCGUCAAGGUUCUGGGUACGCCCAUCGACACCAUCAUCACUACCGAGGACCGAGAGCUCUUUGCCCGAAGCAUGGACUCCAUCGGCGAAAAGUGCGCCAAGUCAGCCUCGGCCAGCAAUGUGGACGAAGCUCUCCACGUCGUCAAGGACAUUGGCUUCCCCGUCAUUGUCCGUGCCGCCUAUGCCCUCGGUGGUCUGGGCAGUGGUUUCGCCAACAACGAGCAGGAGCUGCUUGAUCUCUGCCACAAGGCUUUCGCCGCCAGUCCUCAAGUCCUGAUUGAGAGAAGUAUGAAGGGAUGGAAAGAAAUCGAAUACGAAGUCGUUCGAGAUGCCCAGGACAACUGCAUUACUGUCUGUAACAUGGAAAACUUUGACCCUCUUGGUAUCCACACUGGUGAUUCCAUCGUGGUCGCCCCCUCUCAGACCCUCUCAGAUGAGGACUACAACAUGCUCCGAACAACGGCCGUCAACGUCAUUCGACACCUUGGCGUUGUCGGUGAGUGUAACAUUCAGUAUGCCCUGAACCCCUUCUCUCGGGAGUACUGCAUUAUUGAGGUCAACGCUCGAUUGUCCCGAUCCUCUGCCUUGGCCUCCAAGGCCACAGGUUAUCCAUUGGCCUUUAUUGCUGCUAAGCUGGGUCUUGGAAUUCCUCUCAAGGAGAUUAAGAACUCGGUGACCAAGGUCACCUGCGCCUGCUUCGAGCCUUCUCUCGACUACGUUGUCGUCAAGAUGCCCAGAUGGGACUUGAAGAAGUUCACUCGUGUCUCUACUCAACUCGGUUCUUCCAUGAAGAGUGUCGGUGAAGUCAUGAGCAUUGGUCGCUCGUUUGAGGAAGCCAUUCAAAAGGCUAUCCGAGCCAUCGACUUCCACAACCUUGGCUUCAACGAGACCAAGGCUCUCAUGAGCAUCGACGACGAGCUGCAGACGCCCUCUGACCAGCGUCUGUUUGCUAUUGCCAAUGCCAUGCACCAGGGCUACUCCGUCGACAAGAUUUGGGAAAUGACUCGAAUCGACAAGUGGUUCCUCCGAAAGCUCAAGGGACUGAGCGACUUUUCCAAGCAAAUGACUCAGUUCACCACCGUCGAUAUUGCACAGAACCCCAGCAUCCUUCUCCAGGCCAAGCGUCUGGGUUUCUGCGACCGACAGCUGGCCAAGUUCUGGAGCUCCAACGAAAUCGCUGUCCGCCGCCUCAGGCUCGAGGCUGGCAUCCAGCCUUUUGUUAAGCAGAUUGACACGGUUGCUGCCGAGUUCCCUGCCUUUACCAACUACCUGUACCUCACUUACAACGCGUCUGAGCACGAUGUUGACUUUGAGGACCAUGGCGUCAUGGUUCUUGGCUCUGGUGUGUACCGUAUUGGCUCGUCUGUCGAGUUCGAUUGGUGCUCUGUCCGUGCCAUCCGCACCCUGCGAGCCACCGGCCACAAGACCAUCAUGGUCAACUACAACCCAGAGACGGUGAGCACAGAUUACGACGAGGCAGACAAGCUGUACUUUGAGAACAUCACGCUCGAGACGGUUCUGGAUAUUUACCAGUUGGAGAAUGCACACGGCGUUCUUGGUGCCAUGGGUGGCCAGACCCCCAACAACAUUGCCCUUCCUCUGCACCGCGCUGGAGUCAAGGUGCUGGGUACCUCACCUGAGAUGAUUGAUACCGCUGAGAACCGAUACAAGUUCUCUCGUAUGCUGGACCGAAUCGGCGUCGACCAGCCUACCUGGAAGGAGCUUACUAGCUUCGAGGAAGCCAGGGCUUUCUGCCAGGCAGUGUCCUACCCUGUGCUGGUCCGCCCUUCAUACGUCCUUUCUGGCGCUGCCAUGAACACUGUUUACUCUGAGAAGGACCUGGAGAGCUACCUGGCCCAGGCUGCCGAGGUCUCUCGCGAGCACCCAGUCGUCAUUACCAAGUACAUUGAGAACGCAAAGGAGAUUGAGAUGGACGCUGUCGCCAAGGACGGUGUUAUGGUCGGCCACUUCAUUUCCGAGCACGUGGAGAACGCUGGUGUUCACUCCGGUGAUGCCACGCUCAUCCUGCCCCCUCAGGAUCUUGAGCGCACUACCAUCGAUCGCAUUGUCGAGGCCACUCGCAAGAUUGGUGCCGCUCUGAACGUGACUGGCCCUUUCAACAUCCAAUUCAUUGCCAAAGACAACGACAUCAAGGUCAUCGAGUGUAACGUCCGAGCUUCCCGCUCGUUCCCAUUCGUUUCCAAGACCAUGGGUGUUGACCUCAUCGAGAUGGCCACCAAGGCCAUUAUGAACCAGCCCUUCCAGGAGUACCCUCCCACGGAUAUUCCUCCGGACUGCGUUGGUGUCAAGGUGCCUCAGUUCAGUUUCUCUCGUCUCUCCGGAGCCGACCCCGUCCUUGGUGUCGAAAUGGCUUCUACUGGUGAAGUUGCCUGCUUCGGUGUCGACAAGAACGAGGCAUACCUCAAGGCUCUCCUGUCCACUGGAUUCAAGAUCCCCAAGAAGAACAUCCUGCUGUCCAUUGGUUCGUACAAGGACAAGAAAGAGAUGCUGCCGUCGGUGCAGAAGCUGCAGAAGAUUGGCUACAAGCUGUUUGCCACUGCUGGUACCGCCGACUUUUUGCAGGAGCACGGCGUUCCCGUCCAGUACCUCGAAGUCCUCGGUAAGGAGGAGGACAAGGAGUCGGAGUUUUCGCUCACGCAGCACCUGUCCAAGAACACGAUUGACCUGUACAUCAAUCUGCCUUCCAACAACAAGUACCGCCGCCCGGCCAACUACAUGAGCAAGGGUUACCAGACUCGUCGUAUGGCCGUUGACUACCAGAUCCCCCUGGUGACCAACGUCAAGAACGCCAAGAUCCUCAUUGAGGCCAUUGCCCGAAGCUUCGAGCUCAACGUUGCCAAGCGCGAUUACCAGACUAGCCACAAGACGGUUGUCCUGCCCGGCCUGGUCAACGUUGCGGCUUUUGUUCCCGGUCUUGUCACCCCCCAGAGCCACGACAUGGAGAUUGUCACCAAGGCCUCCAUCUCUGCGGGCUUCAGCAUGAUCCGUGUCAUGCCUCUCGGUCUCGAGGGUGCCAUCACUGACGCCAUCACUCUGAGGGCUGCUCAGCAGAACAGCAAGCUCGGCGACUUCUGCGACUACAACCUGUCUGUCUCUGCCACUUCAGAGAACGACAGCCAGAUCAGCGCCCUUGCCGGUGAAGUCGGCUCCCUCUUUAUUCCCUUCAACCACCUGUCUGGCAACAUUAGCAAGGUGGCUGCCGUCACAGCCCACUUUGACGCCUGGCCGACGCACAAGGUCAUUGUGACCGAUGCCAAGCUGACUGACCUGGCGUCGAUCCUGUUGCUUGCUUCGCUGCACAACCGCCGCAUUCACGUUACUUCGGUUACGAACAAGGACGACAUUCGGCUGAUUGCGCUGUCCAAGGCCAAGGGUCUGCGUGUUUCUUGCGACGUCUCCAUCUAUUCUCUCUACCUGUCUACCAAGGACUACCCUGAGCUUGACCGACUCCUCCCCACCCCCGAGGACCAAGCUGCUCUCUGGGAGAACAUGGCACACAUUGACGUCUUCUCCGUCGGAAGCCUGCCUUACCAGCUCGCCGAGUCCCUGGGUCACAAGGCUGACACGUCCAGCGGCGUUGCGGAUGCCCUUCCGCUCCUGCUGACCUCUGUCACCGAAGGCAAGCUGACGGUUGACGAUCUCAAGGAGAAGCUUUACCAGAACCCCAUGGAGAUCUUUGAGCUCCAUGAUCAGGUCGGUACCAGCAUCGAGGUUGAGAUUGAUCGUCCUUACCAGGUUCUCCCCGGCAGCGUGUGGUCACCGUUUGAGGGCCGUGUGAUGCGCGGAUCUGUCCGCAGGGUCACUUUCCAGGACGCCACCGUCUGCUUGGACGGCGAGCUCCUGCCAGUCCCCCCCAAGGGCAAGGAUAUGUCUUCGCACAACAUUUCUCGCGACAUCCCCGUCUCUCCCCCUCUGAAGCCCGCCAUGGGCCUCAUUACCCAGGUCACCGAGAGCCCCAAGCCCAGACAGCAGGCCGCGUUCAGCAGCCCCAAGAUUGCGGCUAGGUUCCGCAACAUGGAGGGACUGGGCUCGCCCGCCAGACUGGGAAGUGCCGUGGAUGAGUUGGGUCUGUCUCUGUCACCCCAGCCCGCCGCCAGCUCCCCUCUCCAGCAGCUGCUGUCGCAGCCCAACUCGUUCAAGAACUCUCACGUUCUGUCUGUGAAGCAGUAUACCCGAGCUGACCUGCACUUGCUCUUUACUGUUGCCCAGGAGAUGCGACUUGGCGUUCAGCGCGAGGGCGUCUUGAACGUCCUCCGCGGACGUGUUCUCUGCACGCUCUUCUACGAGCCCUCUACUCGCACCUCGGCCUCGUUUGAUGCUGCCAUGCAGAGACUUGGCGGACGCACAAUUGCGAUUUCGACGUCGAGCUCGUCUGUUCAGAAGGGCGAGACGCUGCAGGACACUCUGCGAACGCUGGCCUGCUACGGAGAUGCAGUUGUCUUACGCCACCCCCAAGAGACCUCUAUGGACAUUGCAAACAAGUACUGCCCCGUCCCUGUUGUCAAUGGCGGAAACGGUAGCAAGGAGCACCCGACCCAGGCAUUCCUCGACCUCUUCACCAUCCGUGAGGAGUUGGGCACUGUUCAGGGCCUGACGAUUACCUUCCUGGGUGAUCUCCUGUAUGGCCGACCGGUCCACUCGCUGGUGUACCUGCUCCAGCACUACCAGGUCAAGGUUCAGCUGGUCUCCCCCAAGGCUCUGUCUCUUCCUGCCAAGGUGAGAGAGCAGCUGAUUGCUUCAGGACAGCUACUGGUGGAGUCUGAGGCUCUGACACCCGAGAUCCUGGCCCGCAGUGACGUCUUGUACUGCACGCGUGUUCAGAAGGAGCGGUUUGAGAGCGUGGAGGCUUAUGAGAAGGUCAAGGAUUCAUACCGUGUGGAUAACGCUACGCUGAAGAAUGCCAAGAGCUCCAUGGUUGUGAUGCACCCUCUGCCCAGGAACGAGGAGGUGGCCGAGGAGGUGGACUUUGACCAGAGGGCGGCGUACUUUAGACAGAUGCGGUAUGGUCUUUACUGCAGGAUGGCGCUCCUGGCACUUGUUAUGGCUAGCUCGUAAAGAGGCUAUAUUUUGUCAGACGCGGCGGCGCAUUUUCCCAAAGACUGUACACAGUAGAUUUUCUUUCGUUUCGAUUUUCACAUUCGAUGGUUUCUUUUGGGUGGAAGGCGAAUAGCACGGCUCGGUUUAUUCAAAAAGGCGGUAUGAUGUAGAAGGUUAUUUCUUUUUCUUUUUUCCGGACGUUACGUGUUAGAGUACGUCCUAGGUAUAAAACCCGUAUUUCAGCAAAGGGCAACAUUUGCUUCAUUUGGAGGGUUUUUUGGGUUUGUGUGGCGUUGAAGCCAGCAGACCGUAGAUGAUAUUCGUAUGAUACCCAAUAAACAUGUUUGUAUACGCAUACGUAUUUUUAUACGUAUGCGUAUGUGCGUACGUAUGUACGUAUGUGCGUUCCGUGCGUUUUGCGUGUAUGUGUGUUUUGUAUGUGUGUGUGUUUUGUGUGUAGGUUCAUUUGAGAGGUGAGUUUUGUAUAUAUCUUUACAGGUAUGUUUAC
Trichoderma harzianum CBS 226.95 is the source of this 7515-nucleotide messenger RNA. RefSeq lists its product as hypothetical. Gene Ontology annotation, molecular function: ATP binding; aspartate carbamoyltransferase activity; dihydroorotase activity. The record is from RefSeq and is a predicted model, not a curated record. The transcript has 3 exons. Gene Ontology annotation, biological process: 'de novo' pyrimidine nucleobase biosynthetic process; L-citrulline biosynthetic process; L-glutamine metabolic process. The coding region runs from base 324 to 7025 and encodes 2233 amino acids. Lineage: Eukaryota; Fungi; Ascomycota; Sordariomycetes; Hypocreales; Hypocreaceae. Gene Ontology annotation, cellular component: cytoplasm; cytosol.